UAAGAGUCAUUUAGGUUUUCCAAUUUGCCGCUCCAAAGAAGUCUUCUUCGUUCUCCGCUAGGGUUUUCAUCGCAAUACCGUCUCUUCUGUUUUUCUCAAAUCUGAACUUCGAUUCUCCUCUUUCUUUCAAAUCUUCGCCGAACCCUCCCCAUAAUAGACACAGAUGUCUCGUUGUUUUCCUUACCCACCUCCUGGUUACGUGAGGAAGGUGGCUAGGACCGAGGCGGCCUUGAUCGAAUCGAUUAAGCUCCAAUCUGAAAGACGACAGCACAAGACUGAUAGCAAGAAAGAGAAAAGUAAGCACAAGAAAGAAAAGAGCAAGGACAGGAAACACAAAAGCAAAGAACGUAAGGAAAGAAAGGAAAAAUCUUCCCGUAGCUUGAAUGAUCAGAAACAGAAGGCAUGCGUAAAAGAGGCCAAGGAUCGUCUAGAGGGAACCAAGGUUGAAGCAGAACAAUUAGAAAAGAGUGGUCUCACUGAAGAGCAUGGACAACCAGUAUGGCCUCAUAGUCCUGGCUACUUGUCUGAUGGAACUCAGAUCAACCAUAAGAGGAAAAGGGAUUCACUACAGCCUGAUGAAGGUUGUAAACCUGGAAAAGUAAUUCGGAUCAAACUGGCUUCUUCACUAAGCCAGCAAGAGAAUUCAUCAGCUGGCAGUGAACAGACGUGUUCUGUAUCUGGUCGUGAUUGCUCUCGUGAUGAAAACAGCUCAGUUGUUCGGCGAUCAACUUGCUUUGCCAAUUCUGAAACGGCCCUUGCUGUCAAGGAUUGCACAUCUUCUAAACCUAAGAUCAAAGACCCUCCUCCGCAUGCUGUCAAGGAAAUUAGCUCACUAGGUAAUGUUAUGUCAUUACCACGUACCAGAAGCCCUGUUGAAUCUGCUUACGAGGCCUUGUUUGAGAAGUGGGUACCACCUCCACUUCAGUUGGAGCAACAAAUGGAUGAUGAAGAAUGGCUCUUUCCAACCGAAAAGCAAGAUGGACGAAGUUCAAAGACCAAUGAAGCCUUCAGUUCUAUUCCCAGCUGUAGAAGUUCCAGUCUGUGGCCGAGAGGACAAUAUCUUGCCGAUGCCGAUGUUUAUUCAUUGCCUUACACGAUCCCAUAUUGAUUUUGAAUUCUUUACUCGCAGAGAUGUGUACAGCCAGUAGGAACAAUAGUCUUCGCGUUAUAAUUGGUUUAGAAUCAAAUAUAAUUGACAUUCAAUUUUGUUCUCUCCUGUGAGACAAUGAACAGGCAUGCUUUGGGGAUGUGAUGCAAGUGUAAAUUCUUAGUGUUGAUGCUAUAUAUAGCAGCUUUUGCCUUAA
This is a messenger RNA of Cucurbita moschata (crookneck pumpkin), 1304 nucleotides long. RefSeq names its product DNA ligase 1. The coding region runs from base 164 to 1108 and encodes 314 amino acids. The record is from RefSeq and is a predicted model, not a curated record. The transcript has 3 exons. Lineage: Eukaryota; Viridiplantae; Streptophyta; Magnoliopsida; Cucurbitales; Cucurbitaceae.